UGCACGUGCUGUGCUGCCAUGACGACCAUGGCCCCUCCCCUCACGUUUUCCUCCUGCUCCUGCGAUUGGCUCACAGUUCUUUUCCAGAGGAGCCUGGUCCGCUCAGCUACGCUCCCUUAGAGGUGGUGAGGAGGUAUCCUGUGUUUGUGGGUAGAGCGCAUCGUUCCUCUCAGAGACAGGAGCUGCACAUUCAGACAGUGCUCCAGGUCAACCGCACUCUCUACAUAGGAGCCAGAGAUGAUCUAUACAGAGUGGAGCUGGACAAUAUGUCAGGGGAUGAAAUGUUCUACAGCAAGAAGCGGACGUGGGAAUCCAAUAAGAACGACAUUCGAGUCUGCAGGAUGAAGGGCAAACAUGAGGAGGAGUGUCGUAACUUCAUCAAGGUGUUGUUGAGUCAACAUGGAGGACUGUUUGUGUGUGGAACCAAUGCCUUCAACCCUUUGUGUGCCAACUACACUAGAGACUCUUUGGAGAUGGUGGGAGAAACGUUCAGUGGGAUGGCUCGGUGCCCUUAUGACCCCAGACACGCCAACGUGGCUCUGUUCGCAGAGGGCAGUCUCUUCACUGGUACUGUAACAGACUUCCUGGCGAUUGAUGCUGUGAUCUAUCGUAGCCUAGGCGUCAGCCCCGCUCUCCGCACUGUCAAACACGACUCCAAAUGGUUCAGAGAGCCCUUCUUUGUGAGUGCAGUUGAGUGGGGGCCUCACAUCUACUUCUUCUUCAGAGAAAUGGCCAUGGAGUUCCAUCACCUGGAGAAGGUGAUGGUAUCUCGUGUGGCGCGGGUGUGUAAGGGGGACCUGGGGGGCUCUCAGAGGGUGUUGGAGAAACAGUGGACAUCGUUCCUGAAGGCCAGACUGAACUGUUCUGUCCCAGGAGACUCCCACUUCUAUUUCAACCUACUCCACGCCACCAGCCCCAUACUCAACAUGAACGGCAGAGACGUCAUACUAGGACUGUUCUCUACACCGCCCAACAGUAUCCCGGGGUCUGCAGUGUGUGUGUUUGACAUGCAGCAGUUGGCCAGGGUGUUUGAGGGAAGAUUCAAGGAGCAGAAAUCUCCAGAAUCCAUCUGGACGCCCGUGCCUGACGAACUUGUGCCCAAACCCAGGCCGGGUGGCUGUGCUGUGCAGGUGCAGGGGUCUCCGUUCAGCUCGUCUAAAUCUCUGCCGGAUGAAGUGCUGAACUUUGUAAAGACUCAUCCCCUGAUGGACGAGACCAUACCCUUGGUUGGGCACAGACCUUGGGUCAUCAAGACUAUGGGCAGGUACCAGUUGACAGCAAUGGUGGUGGACACAGAGGCUGGUCCCCAUAGGAACCGUACAGUGUUGUUCCUGGGCUCCACGCGAGGGACCGUCCUGAAAUUCCUCAUCCUCCCCAGCGGAGAAAACUCUCCCACACACAGCAAUGUGUUUCUGGAGGAGGUGGAGGGAUUCAACCCUGAGAAGUGUGGAGAGGACUCUGUCCAGGCUAGACAGUUGUUGUUUCUGUCUCUGGAUCGUCCCAGUCACACUCUGCUGCUGGCCUUCCCCUCCUGUCUGGUCAGACUGCCCACAGCACGCUGCCACCUACACUCACGCUGCAUGAAGAGCUGUCUGACCUCCAGAGACCCCUACUGUGGCUGGACCAGAGGCAGCACCUGCUCCUUCCUCAGACCAGGCACACGGCUUCCUUUUCAACAAGACAAUGAGUAUGGCAACUUCUCCCAUCUUGGAGACUGUGAUGGUGUCAUACAGCAGAGUCUGCUGAUCGAGCCGGAGAGCCUGGUCUCCAUCAACCUGCUGGUGGCGUCUGCAGUCUCAGCCUUCACCAUCGGUGCGGCGCUCUCGGGCCUGGCUGUCUGCUGGAUUAUGGCCCACAAGCCCGGAAACCGUCGCCAUGGCAACAACACCCCCAGUCCACCAUCCAGCGCCAGGAGAGGGGGGAUAUUGACAUCAGGAGGAGGGAUGGGGGGAUCGGUCCUCAGUGUGACCCGUCAGGGAGGAGGGGAUAGACCCUGCUCUCAGGGCGGCGAGACACUGUUUGUGAUGCCCAACGGCUGGGGGAAGUCAGGGGAGCUGGACCCAGGGUUCCUGCCUACUCCGGAGCACACGCCCCAGCAGAAAAGACGCGGGCUCAGGCUGUCUGAUUCUGGAUCAGGGGGGUGGGAUAACAGUCAGACCUACCUGGGAGGGAGUACCAUGGGGCUGGCGUCUCCCUGCCCUCUCCCUUGUCCCCCACACCCCUCCACCGCUGUCUACCUGACCACCAGACUAUUCCAGGGGGGAGGAGGAGGGAGGCACGGGGGUGAGGAGCGAGGAAGAGGAGGGGAGACGCCUCGCCAGCACUAUGUGUGCCUGAGCAAGCCCCGGGGGGAGAAGGGCAGGAGUGGGACACCAAAGUCGGCACUUCGUAAGUCGGCAGGGGAGUACGUGUACCCCAUGACCCCCCAGGACUCUCCGGAUAGGAGGAGGGUGGUGUCAGCCCCCAGCGCCCCUAUGGAGUUUGGGGAACCCCUGCCAAUCCGCUGGCCUCCCCAGGAAGGCUACAUCCUCAGCAGCCAGGGCAUGGUCCCUGUACCUCCAUCCUCUAUGCCCCUCCCCAACGGCCAGCAGUACGUGGCCCAGCACCACACCCCCGGGCCGGGCAGGGCUCAGCUGAGAGGGGCCCUGGGGAGAGGGAGAGCUGGGGGAGCUGGUGGAUCUCAGCCAGCUGCUGAGUAA
Molecule: messenger RNA, 2699 nt
Organism: Coregonus clupeaformis (lake whitefish)
Lineage: Eukaryota; Metazoa; Chordata; Actinopteri; Salmoniformes; Salmonidae
Product: semaphorin-6B-like
Exons: 16
Biological process (GO): neural crest cell migration; negative chemotaxis; positive regulation of cell migration
Molecular function (GO): chemorepellent activity; semaphorin receptor binding
Source: RefSeq, a predicted model, not a curated record